AGUAUUAAAUAAAUUACUAAUACUACGUUUAGCAAUUAUUAGUAUUUCGUACAAUAUACGUAGGGAAUAUAAUACAGAUACUAUGCAUAUCGUAAUAAUAUUAUAGAAAAAAAACAGUACUGGUGUAAUAAAAAUUGUAAAUCCGCUUGUCUUCUUGUUAGAAGUCUACAAAGAACAUAUAGACUUAUGUAUAAUGUGUAAUAGUCCGCCGCAUUUUAAUGUGAACCUCCCAUAUUGUACAAAGAAAAAAAAUAUAUAUACAUCUACAUUUAAAAGAUACAAUUUUAUACUUAGUUUAUUUGUGGUUUAUAAAUUUAAGCAAAUAAUGUAAAAUAGAUAAAAAAAUGAUUUUAUAUCAUUUAAGUUUUUAAAAAAUAUCAAUUGAUUUGGCGCCCUUCAUUUGAAAUGACAAAACUUUUGAAAUUACUUACUAGGUAGCGCUUUGAUGAUCGAAACGCUAUCUAUCGUAUUUUUUAUAAACACUCAUCAACCUAAUCAACUUAUCUGCGCAGACGUAUCAUGUACACGAUAAAAUUUUUUGAUAUCGCAUGGGAUAGGUACCCAUUUAUGUUUAGAAAAGGAUGUUUAUUAUUUAAAUAAUAAAAUUUAUAUUAAUAUACUAAUUUAAUGUGUUAUAUUAAGUAUUAUUUUCAUGUUAGAAAAUAUAUUUUUUAAGUCAUAAAUUAUAUUAUUUUUAUAUUAUAAUGCACAAUAAAUCUAUUUUAUUUGUCUUUCUCAUUGUUUUUUGCCUUUGUGAAAUUAAUUAUGUUGAAUGUAUAAAAUCUAAUAAAAAUGGAUUACAAAGUGAAAAAUAUCCACCAUGUGCUGCUUGUAAAAUACUUGUCAAUAGUUUUAAAAAUGGUUUAGAACGUACAAGUCGUGGAAAAUUUGAAGGUGGUGAUAGUGCAUGGGAAGAAGAUAAGUUAGGUUCUUACGCAAGAAGUGAAGUACGUCUCAUUGAAAUACAAGAACAUUUAUGUAAGGAAGUAGAGCGUGGUAAAGAUCAAUGUCAUUCCAUAGCAGAAGAAUUAGAAAAUAAAAUAGAAGAAUGGUGGUUGAAACAUCAAAAUACCUAUCCAGAUAUAUUUGAUUAUUUAUGCAUCGAGCAAACAGAACGUUGUUGUCCAAAAGAUCAUUAUGGUCCUCAAUGUAUACAAUGUCCAGGCUUUCCAAAUAAUGUUUGUAACAAAAAUGGUAAAUGUAAAGGUGCAGGUACAAGAAAAGGGAAUGGUAAAUGUCUUUGUGACAAAGGCUAUCAUGGAGAAACAUGUAAUGAUUGUGCACCAGGUUAUUAUGAAUCUUAUAAGGAUGAAAAUAAAUUACUAUGUUCUACUUGUCAUGCUGCAUGCAAUGGUUCUUGCAAAGGGCCAGGACCCAAAGAUUGUGAGAUGUGUUCUCAUGGCUGGUACAUGAUAGAUGGACAAGGUUGUUUUGAUAUUAAUGAAUGUUUAAAAAGUGAUGAAUCUUGUCCUGGAAAUCAAUUUUGUGUCAAUAAAGAAGGAGGUUUUACAUGUCUAGGAUGUGAUAAAGCUUGUAAUGGUUGUACUGGGGAUGGACCAGAUAUGUGUAUAAAAUGUGCAGAUGAUUAUCAUAAAAAAGAUAAUUUGUGCAUAAAUUCUGAUCUUCUUGGUCGCAAGAGACAUGAAAAUUUUGCACGGUAUGCAACAUACUUUGGUCUUUGCGUAGCAACAUGUAUUAUUUUACAACGAAAUAUAUAUGCAGCAAGUGUUAUAGGCAUAUUAGUUGCAGUUUAUAUAUCAGUUUCUGAGUACAUGAUAGCUCAUAGUAAUAUUCAAGAUACAACAGCAAACAUGGACAUAUUAGGACCAGCUUAAUUAAAUCAGAAAACAUAGCUUAAAUAUAUAUUAGUUUUAAUAUAUAUAAUUAUGAUUUGUAUGAAUGUAAUUAUUCAUAAUAAUGUAUUAGACAAAAAUAUUUGUAUAAUAAUCAGGAAUAUUAUCUU
Vespula pensylvanica (western yellowjacket) is the source of this 1963-nucleotide messenger RNA. RefSeq names its product cysteine-rich with EGF-like domain protein 2 (gene Creld). The record is from RefSeq and is a predicted model, not a curated record. The transcript has 4 exons. The coding region runs from base 705 to 1835 and encodes 376 amino acids. Lineage: Eukaryota; Metazoa; Arthropoda; Insecta; Hymenoptera; Vespidae. Gene Ontology annotation, molecular function: calcium ion binding.